This is a messenger RNA of Aricia agestis (brown argus), 881 nucleotides long. It is a transcript of the gene CREG, whose product is annotated as protein CREG1. Bases 137 to 835 code for a protein of 232 amino acids. The record is from RefSeq and is a predicted model, not a curated record. Lineage: Eukaryota; Metazoa; Arthropoda; Insecta; Lepidoptera; Lycaenidae. The transcript is spliced from 6 exons.
CCUGUGAUUUCGCAGUUUUUGUUUCGCAUUUGCGACUUGUUGCGGUGGACCGGGUGGACCGUGGAAGUACAGUGCGUUUAAAAAUUUUGUGUCGAAUUUUUAUUUUUUAAAAGUGCUCCAUAUAUUUGAGCAGGCCAUGUGGAAGGUGCUAAUACUAUCGUUGAGUCUGCUCAACUUGUACGGCGAGUGCAAAUGGCACGAUGAGCGCCGGAGCAGCCAUCACAGACAAUAUGAACAGCUGAAGACGAAUGAGAUUGCUACAAAUGCCCCCGCUCCACCUGAUCACACUAAGUUAGUUCAGAUGGCAAGAUAUGUGCUGCACAACUCUGCAUGGGCUUCUAUCGCUACGAUAUCCACGCUACCAGCGAUCGAGGGAUUCCCGUUUUCAAAUGUUAAAUCUAUUGUUGAUGGCUCACUAGCAAAUUCUACUGGUGUUCCAUACUUCUACAUGUCACCUCUGGACUUCACUGCUCGUGAUUUGACGAAAAACAGCCGCGCCACAGUUCUCGUUUCAUUGGAAGAGACUAGAUACUGCGAUACUCAGAAUUGGGACCCGGAAGACCCUAGAUGCACUAGACUCAUGCUUUCGGGCAAGAUGAAGAAGAUCAAGGAAGGAACGCCGGAGUAUAAUUUCGCGAAAGGAGCUUUGUUUGAAAGGCACCCAGACAUGGCUAACUAUCCACCAGACCACGACUGGUUCGUCGCUAAGUUGAAAAUAGCCCAAAUCGCGAUGGUGGAUUGGUUUGGGGGAGCCAAGUAUGUUCCGGUGAAGGAUUAUUUGGCCUACAACUAUACGACGAUGGAUGUUACAAGCCUUGGGGUUACACUGCGGUAACACAUUUAACAAAAAAUAUGCUUAGAUUUAAAUGUAUAAAAAUGUA